Messenger RNA from Hyalella azteca, 2156 nucleotides. RefSeq names its product serine/threonine-protein phosphatase 6 regulatory ankyrin repeat subunit B. The transcript has 6 exons. Bases 119 to 1609 code for a protein of 496 amino acids. Gene Ontology annotation, molecular function: protein binding. Lineage: Eukaryota; Metazoa; Arthropoda; Malacostraca; Amphipoda; Hyalellidae. The record is from RefSeq and is a predicted model, not a curated record.
CUCCUGGCGUGUGUGGUUGCGUCGUGUGCCAGAGCUGGUUUUUUGUUUUGUUUGCAUUCCAUGUGCCAAGUUUAUUACAAAUAUUAGUUUGAAACCUUUAUUAGAUACGAUCAGCGUGAUGAUCCUGGAGAGCUCUGCACCGUGGUCGUCGGAAAAGGAGAUGGUGUUUUCUAAGCAGUUUCCGUUACACCAUGCCUGUCGGGAUAGCAACACUGAAACUCUGAAGCGGUUGCUUAUACAGCUGCAGCAUAACAUAAGCAACUGCAAUUUAGUCCUGUCAGAAGAUUCGGAGUAUGGCUGGACUGCUGCUCAUUUUGCUGCAUAUUUCGGAAGUCUUGAAUGCCUGCGGCUGUUGAUGCAAGCGGGCACGAUGUUCAACAGCAGCAGAGAAUCAUCGGGUCUACCAUCCUUGUCUUGUCCGCUGCUCUCGGUCACGUCAAAGUGGAAGCAAACUUUACUGCACGUUGCGGCGUUCGCGGACCGUCCGCGUUGUGUGCAAUGGCUUAUUGCAAGAGGCUUGCCGGUCAAUGCUAAGGACUAUAACGGCGAGACUGCGCUACACAAGGCUUGCCGUACGGGAUCCUGGGAGUGCAUUCACCUGCUUGUGUCCUGCAACGCUGAUGCGAGUAUCCGCAACCACGCGGGGCUGAAUUCAGCAGACAUCGCGGCAUCGUGUGGACACCAGGACGUGUGUGAGAGGCUGCGCCAGCUCGUCGGGGAGUCGACCCCGGCUGCAACAAAUGGUCUCAAACAUCUUGUAUCCAGCAACGGUUACUACGGCUUCAGUGCCAACAACAACACCACGGCAGCUGGUGACGAUGAUGAAAUGGAGACGGAAAGCGACACAUCGUCGCCUUCAUCGUCUACCGUUCAACGUCCCGUUACUGACGUGCUGGUGAACGAUGCUGUGUCCCAGAACCUCGUCCCUGUUGCGGGACGCAAGCGGUCCCGAGAAGAGGACGAAAGUUCUCAAGCCAAGCGUGGCCGAUUUCAAGAUGAUGCAAGUUCGUCUCAUACCGGCACGAACCACCAAAUCUUGACCAGCCGUGAAGACAACGUUGCCAGCUCCCAGGACUCUAAGCCAUUAAAUUUUAUCCACGACGCGAACGCCGAACCUCGCGUGGUUGCCGAUAGGAUGGAUAAUCUGGGACCGAACUUCUUACAUUAUCAACGGCGGAAAGAUCGCUUCUCUAGUAACAGUACUGACUCCAUAGACUCGGGAUUUUCUGGGUCUAGCGGAGACCAAAAUAUUGGUUCACGGUGUCUAGAUUCCAUCGACGAGAAACCGUUACCUGUCGUAAAUGGACUCGCUCUCAACUGUGUAAAUGAAGGUACCUUCGGUAACGUCUCUAGCGGAAAUAUGUCUGUUGGAGUUGUCCGAUCUGCAAAUGGUGGCUCUUUUGAUCCUGGAGUGUCGACAUCUUCAAGAAAUUUCGACCUGCCAUCAAAUGCUAUGCGAGUAGAUUAUAAAAAUGAUCGUUUAUCCUGUACUAGCGGAUACCCGGGGUGUCCUAUACCUGCCCCUGCUGAUCUCUUGGCCCACGAUGCGGACGUAACCGCUGCUCCUUUUGUACUCAGCCGCAAGCUAUUCGGUGGACACAUGUUCUGAAUUAAAUUUUGUUAUGGUCAUUCAUGCAGUUAACUUGAACCAGAUGCAACAGUUAACUUGAACCAUAUGUUAUGUAGCAGUUAACUUGAACCAUAUCUUAUGUAGCAGUUAACUUGAACCAUAUGUUAUGUAGCAGUUAACUUGAACCAUAUGUUGUGUAGCAGUUAACUUGAACCAUAUGUAUCAGGGUGAAUGUUGUUUAUAGUUUGUGUCAUGGUCUGAAGGGCCGAAACAACAACCGAUAAAAUCUACCUCUUUUAAGUUCACCAGAACUUUCUGCUGGUUAUGGGGAGUGAAAUUUUCUUUGGUCAUGGAUUUAGAAUAAAUUCUUGAUGCACAUUUGAUUGGCAAUGAAUGUCAUUUUUUCAAUGUGCUAGUUAUUUUAAAGUAUCAAUCGAUUUUUUUCACGUUGCCUUUUGAUAUGAUUAAAUACUGACGAUAAAAAAAUUCUGUCCUACAAAAUAUGGUGGAUUUUCUUGAUAUUUCUUUUACGGUGUUUCGAUGUAUACUAUGAAAUGAACAUAUUACAUGGCGUGUAACUUUUCUA